AUGAAUGCGUUGUACAACCACGCGGUGAAGCAGAAAAAGUUGCUGGAGCAGGAGCUGAAUCGAUUUGAGCUCGGGGUGGCGGCGCCGGUGGGGCUGCAGGGUUCCAUAUCGACGGCACUGGUGGGACUGGAGCGCACAAUUGAGCAGUAUCAGGCGCAGGUGGCGCAAACGGGCAGCGGCGCGGAGGCCGGCAAGCAUGCGCAGCGCGUGGGCGAGCUGACGGAGUGCGCAGCGAGCGCGCGGCGGCGGUUCGAGGGGCUGCGGGCCGCGAGCAUGCAGCCGGUGGCGUUCCAGAGCGGGGCGGCAGCGCCGGAGGGCGCGGUGAGCCAGCGGGCGGCGGGGGCGCGCACGACGAUCAACAGCGCGGGCGGGCUGCCGUUGUACGAGGGGCUGCGCCGCGAGCAGAACAUGCUGGCGCGCGGCAACGCGCGCCUGGACAGCAUUCUGCAGAUGGGGCAGGAGUCGCUGGAGGACAUGGUCGAGCAGCACCGGAUCCUGCAGCGGGUGGCGGAGCGGAUGCAGGGCUCGCUGCGCACGCUCGGGGUGUCGGAUGCGACAAUCGAGCGCAUCGGGCGGCGCGUGAAGAAGGACAAGGCGAUCUUCUGGAGUUCGCUGACCCUGCUGGUGGUGGGUGUGUAUUAUGUACUGCGAAUCUUCGGCUAG
This is a messenger RNA of Eremothecium gossypii ATCC 10895, 663 nucleotides long. RefSeq names its product Bos1p (gene BOS1). Gene Ontology annotation, molecular function: SNAP receptor activity. The transcript has 2 exons. Gene Ontology annotation, biological process: vesicle-mediated transport. The record is from RefSeq and is marked provisional. Gene Ontology annotation, cellular component: Golgi apparatus. NCBI's taxonomy places the organism in Eukaryota, Fungi, Ascomycota, Saccharomycetes, Saccharomycetales, Saccharomycetaceae. Bases 1 to 663 code for a protein of 220 amino acids.